AUGUUUCUACUUUUAUCGUUUCGUACUCUAAGUACCGCGGCUAAAGGGGCAGAAGCAGGCGUAUCCAAAGCAAAACUGAUCAAGCGACUGAAUUACGAGAACAAAGCUCUGUUUGGUGCGGUGAAAAAAGUAAAGGGAAAGCAGCCGGCAGAGCCGCAAAAGGAUAGCAAAGAGCCCCCAAAGAACGAAACCGAACUCUCCUCCGAAAUUUACUGGCAAACACGGAGUGUCGGUCGAAUUGGAGCGGAAAAGUAUGCUGUCCCAGCGAAGCCAGUACCAGCGCUGGUCCAGAAUCCGGAACCGGAGCUUAAGCCUGACCUGUUAACACCUUUCACGCAGCAAGAGCUAAGUUGGAUAACUAAGUUUCCUCUGCUACCAAGUCCGGCCGGCAUUUUGGAGCAAAAGUGGCUGUUGCACCAGCAAUACGAAAGUGCGGGGUACAAAGCACCCUCCGUUGGCCGUGUGCUGGCAGCCACCAUGCCGGAAGCAUCGCGCCAAGCGUUGCUGCGAUGGAAAGCAUCGAAAAUAGUCGAGCUAGGCGAGGAAGGUUUUCAGCAGUUGCAGAAAGAAACGUUCGAGCGAGGCAGCAAUCUGCAUUCGGCCCUAGAGCUGUGGUUGGCCGGCAAUGAUCCACCGGAAGCGGUCACCGAAAAGACAAGCUUACUUUGGAAAAGUGUAGAAAAAGCGUUGAGUGUGGUUGAAAGACCGGCAAAAGUAAUUGAAAAGAAGUUGUACCAUCCCUACCUGCAUUACAGCGGUGUGGUGGACUGCAUAACUUCGAUCAAGGACCAAUACCAUGUUAUCGAAUGGAAAACUUCGGAUAAACCGAAAGCCACAGUUGGGGCCACGUAUGACGCCCCGAUCCAGUUAUGCGCAUAUUUGGGCGCCCUCCAGGCCAGUGGUGAGCUACGAGAUACUGAGGUGCAGAACGGAGCAAUAUUUGUAGCGUAUACCGGUGGAAGUCCAGCGGAUGUUCAUCUCCUGGAUGCUGUUAACAUGCGGCGCUAUUGGAAUAUGUGGCUACAUCGCUUGCAGGAUUACUGGGUUCGGUAUCGUGAUGGUACUCUGCCUGAUCCUAUUUAA
Anopheles cruzii is the source of this 1083-nucleotide messenger RNA. Its product is annotated as mitochondrial genome maintenance exonuclease 1-like. The coding region runs from base 1 to 1083 and encodes 360 amino acids. NCBI's taxonomy places the organism in Eukaryota, Metazoa, Arthropoda, Insecta, Diptera, Culicidae. Gene Ontology annotation, cellular component: mitochondrion. The record is from RefSeq and is a predicted model, not a curated record. Gene Ontology annotation, biological process: mitochondrial DNA replication. Gene Ontology annotation, molecular function: single-stranded DNA exodeoxyribonuclease activity. The transcript has 2 exons.